AUCUUCUAUCUGGUUCAUGUUCCUGAGAUCCAUUCUCCUGUUGAUUUUGUGUUUCUUAUCCUGGUUCAUUUUUACUAUGCCUUGCAUGAUAAAUUUUAUUCUAUUUCCUUCUGCAUCAGUAGAGUCUUACAUAGCAUUUCAUGACUUUUCUUAAAGAAAAGGGGACCUACAUAGAAUUUUCAGUCUUUCAUACAAUGGAUACUCUCUCAAACAGAAAGAACAUUAUUAAGAUUCUAUGCCAAGUAUUGACAGUCAUGCUUUUGUUCAAAUUCUGCUUGGCAAGCAAGAUUCCUGCUGCUUUUGUUUUCGGAGACUCUUUAGUUGAUGCAGGUAAUAACAACUACAUCACGUCACUCUCCAAGGCUAAUUACAUCCCAAAUGGGAUUGAUCUCGGAGGACCAACAGGAAGAUUCACUAACGGAAGAACAAUAGUAGACAUCAUAGGUCAGGAAUUGGGUUUUAAAAGUUUUCCUCCUCCUUACUUGGCCCCUACCACAAAAGGACCUGUGGUUCUUCAGGGCGUCAACUAUGCUUCUGGUGGAGGUGGAAUUCUUAACAAAACUGGGGAGGUCUUUGUUGGUCGAAUCAACCUGGAUGCACAGAUAGAUAACUUUGCAAACACCAGAGAAGACAUAAUCUACAACAUAGGUGCUCCUGCAGCCAUAGAGUUGCUUGAAAGUUCUUUGUUCUCGGUUACAGUUGGCUCAAAUGAUUUUAUUAACAACUACUUGACACCAGUCCUCUCAGCAGCUGAACGGAAUCUGGUUUCUCCAGAACAGUUUGUUGUCACCAUGGUUACAAGAUUAAGACAACAGCUCACUAGACUUUACAGUUUGGGAGCUAGGAAGAUGGUUGUAACAAAUGUCGGUCCAAUUGGGUGCAUACCAUAUGAGAGAGAUCUAAACCCAGAUGCAGGGGAAAACUGUGUUAGUUCUGCAAAUCAGCUGGCUCAAUUAUUCAACUCCAAGUUGAAAAUCCUGGUUAAUGAGCUUAGGACAAGUCUAGAGGGAUCCGUUUUGGUCUAUGCAGAUGUUUACCACAUAGUAGAUGACAUCUUACAGAGUUACAUAUUAUACGGUUUUGAGAACGCAAAUUCUGCAUGUUGCUAUAUGGGAGGGAGAUAUGGUGGCCUGGUUCCAUGUGGUCCAUCAUCAAAGGUCUGUCCUGACAGAUCCAAGUUUGUGUUCUGGGAUCCAUACCAUCCUUCUGAUGCUGCUAAUGUCAUCAUAGCAAAACGUCUGAUGGAUGGAGACUCCAGUGAUAUUUCUCCAAUGAAUAUCCAGCAGCUAGCUCAACUUUAAUCGAUCCAUCAAAAUGAGAUGGAAGUGCAAUGUUGCUAUUAAGGGAUGAUAUAUAGACCAUAUAUCAAACAGAAAAUUGAAAAAUAUGAGAAGUAUUACUUAUAAGACUUGCCAAAGAAACAAAAUGGACUAUAUUCCAACUAAAUUCUUGAUUGAAUU
Messenger RNA from Rubroshorea leprosula, 1460 nucleotides. NCBI's taxonomy places the organism in Eukaryota, Viridiplantae, Streptophyta, Magnoliopsida, Malvales, Dipterocarpaceae. The record is from the annotation of a GenBank genome assembly.